This is a messenger RNA of Anopheles funestus (African malaria mosquito), 5897 nucleotides long. It is a transcript of the gene Cand1, whose product is annotated as cullin-associated NEDD8-dissociated protein 1. The transcript is spliced from 8 exons. Gene Ontology annotation, cellular component: nucleus. Gene Ontology annotation, biological process: SCF complex assembly; protein ubiquitination. The coding region runs from base 764 to 4480 and encodes 1238 amino acids. Lineage: Eukaryota; Metazoa; Arthropoda; Insecta; Diptera; Culicidae. The record is from RefSeq and is a predicted model, not a curated record.
UCUUCGGAUUCGUUCUUCUAUCUGCAAUAAUUCAUCGAUCCGUUUGUUUCCGAGCAUAAACUUCACUUUUGCUGUUGUUAGUUUUUCACUGCUGUCAAAUGACAAUGGAUGGUCCAACCUGCGAUUAAACUAACUUUGAAAGUCACGAAACGAAAAGGACGUGUGUGCGUGUGUUUGUGUGCGUAUGUGUAGUGUGUGCGUGCAUGAAAGAAAAUUAGCAAGAUCAGCCAGUGAGGAAGCAAAUCUAAAGAAAACGAGUUCGUUUCCUUCUCGACAUAUUCCGCCCGUCUUUGUGAACUUUGUACACGCGAGUUGAAGUAAAUCAUUCGCAAACUGCACAAUUUGUCGUCGCCGCAAAGGCCGCGUAUCGCCGAAAUAGCGAGUCGUGUUCGUGUCGCACAAUUGUUCUAUACGAUUGAAGGAGUGUGAGCGCGCACGUGUGUGUGUGUGCGUGCGUAGUUGUCAUUUUCGUUGCGGGAAUCGGCAGAAAUUUUCUUGUGGCUGAAAGAAAUCGAGCUCGCCUCAUAGUGUGAAUUACACGUACUUGUCUCCAGUUAAAACGCAUUCUUCCUAAAGGAUAUUUGUGUUUUCUACAAAAUAAACACACGCUACGAGCCUUCAAUAAUCGGUCAGGCGAAUAGCGAAUCAUCACACAAAGUGUCACCGUGUGUUUUUCGUUGCGUGUGAUUUCAGCAGCCACAACAACAAUUCGUAGUUUGAUUUCUACUUGCUACCUGUGUGGGAUAAGCCAACGCUCAUCAGAAUGGCGUCUUAUCAGAUAGCAAAUCUGUUGGAGAAGAUGACGUCCAAUGAUAAAGACUUUCGCUUCAUGGCCACUAACGAUCUGAUGACGGAGCUACAGAAGGACAGCAUCAAACUGGAUGAUGAAUCGGAGAAGAAAGUCGUUCGAAUGGUGCUUCGUUUGCUGGAGGACAAGAAUGGUGAAGUGCAGAAUCUUGCCGUCAAAUGUCUUGGUCCACUGGUAAACAAAGUGAAGGAAAAUCAAGUGGAAACGAUAGUAGAUCUGCUGUGCGCCAACAUGGUGUCCAACAAUGAACAGCUGCGGGACAUUUCCAGCAUAGGGCUGAAGACGGUCAUAUCGGAGCUGCCGCAAUCGUCCAAUUCGCUCGUGCCGAACGUUUGCCAGCGUAUCACCGGCAAGCUUAGUGUGGCGAUUGAAAAGGAAGACGUUUCGGUGCAGCUCGAAGCACUGGACAUACUGUCAGAUCUGUUGUCACGCUUCGGCGACUUACUUGUUCCCUUUCACGAACUCAUCCUGAAGGCGCUGGUUCCGCAACUUGGUUCUGCCCGGCAAGCCGUUCGCAAGCGUACGAUAGUAGCGCUGUCGCACCUGUUGACCACCUGCAAUAACAACGCGUACAACAAGGUGAUCGAACAUUUGCUCGAUGGGUUGGAGAAACCCCAGAAUCCGGGCACCAUCCGAACAUACAUUCAAUGUCUGGCUGCGAUCUGCCGGCAGGCAGGACAUCGAUUGUGUAAUCACAUUGAACGCGUGAUGUUCCUGCUUAACCAGUACAGUUUGCGGGAUGACGACGAGUUGCGCGAGUUCUGUCUGCAGGCAUGUGAGGCAUUCGUGCAGCGCUGUCCGGAAGCUAUCAUACCGCAUAUACCCACGAUCGUUGAUCUUUGCCUCAAGUACAUCACGUAUGAUCCAAACUACAAUUACGAGGCAGAUGAUGGUGAUGGUGGUACCUCGAUGGAGAUGGAAGACGAUGAAGAAAUCGAUAGUGAAGAGUAUAGCGACGAUGACGAUAUGAGCUGGAAGGUACGCCGUUCAGCUGCCAAGUGUUUGGAGUCGGUCAUCUCAACACGUCACGAGCUGUUGGAAGAAUUUUACAAAACCCUUUCCCCGGCGCUUAUCGCACGCUUCAAAGAGCGCGAAGAAAACGUCAAAUCGGACAUUUUCCACGCAUAUAUUGCGUUGCUUAAAUCGACCCGUCCGAUGAGCGAUGAUAUUGGACACGAUCCCGACUCUAUGGAGCAGAUUCCUGGCCCGAUCAGUAUGCUAACGGAUCAGGUACCAACGAUAGUGAAGGCGGUACAACCCCUAAUGCGCGAAAAAUCGGUCAAAACUCGUCAGGAUUGUUUUCUGCUAUUGCGUGAACUGUUAAACGCACUGCCUGGAGCGCUUUCGAAUCAUAUCGAUCAGCUGAUGAACGGCAUACAUUACUCGCUGAAUGACAAAAACUCGACUUCUAACAUGAAGAUUGAUGCGCUUGGUUUUGUGUACUGCAUGCUGGUCGGUCACAAUCCACAGGUGUUCCACGCACACAUACAACUGCUCGUUCCACUCGUGGUAAACGCAGUGUUUGAUCCGUUCUAUAAAAUCGCUACGGAAGCAUUGCUCGUAUUGCAGCAGCUAGUGAAGGUAAUACGGCCACUCGAUAUGCAGACAUCGUUCGAUUUCACGCCGUACGUGAGUCAACUGUACACCAGCACAUUGCAGAAGCUUCGUUCACCUGAGGUCGAUCAAGAGGUGAAGGAACGGGCAAUCGCCUGCAUGGGUCAGAUCAUUGCCAAUAUGGGUGAUGUGCUGCAGCCGGAGCUAGUCACCUGUUUGCCACUGUUCAUGGAACGUCUGCGGAAUGAAGUGACACGACUGAGCUCGGUUAAAGCGCUCACCAUGAUUGCCGCAUCACCGUUGCGCGUUAACCUCAGUCCAAUCAUAGCGGAAGUAAUACCAGUGUUGGGAUCGUUCCUGCGCAAAAAUCAACGAGCGCUCAAACUCAAUUCGCUCACGCUGCUUGACACGCUGGUGACGCAUUACAGCCAAUUCCUGGAUCCAAUGUUACUGCGCAGUGCCGUGGCAGAGGUGCCACCACUGUUGAGCGAAUCGGAUCUGCACGUUGCACAGUUGUCGCUCGUGUUGCUCACCUCCGUGGCUCGCCAGCAGCCGGAAGCUCUAGUAGGCGUUCACGAACAGAUUCUACAAGAAGUGAUGACACUGGUGCGUUCGCCGCUGCUUCAAGGAACUGCAUUGAAUUGUACGCUGAAGCUGUUCCAGGCACUGGUACAAGCACAGCUGCCAGGAUUGAGCUAUCGCCAUCUGCUUGCGAUGCUAAUGAACCCAGUUUACAAUCAGCAACAGCACGGAGGCAGCCCUCUGCACAAGCAAGCGUACCAUUCGCUGGCAAAAUGCAUUGCCGCAUUGACGCUGCAGGUUCCGAACGAGGCGUUGACGGUGGCAGGGGAGUUUCUGCGAGAGAUACAAAACCGUCGCAAUGACUCGCAUCUCAUGUUCUAUCUGUUAACUAUCGGAGAAAUUGGACGACAUUUUAACUUGCACACCAUCGAUACGCUAGCACAGACGAUCUUGAACUGUUUCUCAGCCUCGUCCGAGGACGUAAAGGGAGCGGCAAGCCAUGCGCUCGGUGCGAUCGCUGUCGGUAAUCUCAAUCACUAUCUCCCCUUCAUACUGAACGAAAUCGAGGCACAACCGAAACGCCAAUACCUUCUGCUACAUUCGCUGAAAGAAGUAAUUUCGUCGCUGUCGACCAGCAAGGCCGGUCUCGAGCAGCUACUGCCGUCAGUUCCAUCGAUAUGGACGCAGCUGUUCAAGCACUGCGAAUGCUCGGAGGAAGGCUCACGAAACGUGGUGGCCGAAUGUUUAGGUAAACUUGUACUGGUUAACCCGGAGGAACUGCUACCACGGCUACAGAUGGCACUGCGAAGUGAGAGUGCCCUCAUGCGUACCGCCGUUGUAUCCGCGAUCAAGUUUACUAUCUCCGACCAGCCCCAGCCGAUCGAUCCACUGCUGCGGCAAUGUAUUGGUCAGUUCUUGUUUGCCCUGCAAGACCCGGAACCGUCGGUGCGGCGCGUAGCUUUGGUCGCAUUCAACUCGGCCGUUCACAAUAAGCCAAGCUUGGUACGUGAUUUACUGCCCGAACUACUGCCGCAGCUCUACUCGGAGACAAAGGUGAAGAAGGAACUGAUCCGUGAGGUAGAAAUGGGCCCAUUCAAGCAUACCGUAGACGAUGGGCUAGAUAUCCGGAAAGCGGCCUUCGAGUGUAUGUACACGCUGCUUGAACAGGGACUGGAUCGUGUAGACAUUAUGCAAUUCCUCGAGCACGUGCAGGCGGGCUUACGCGAUCACUAUGAUAUUAAGAUGCUCACGUAUCUCAUGACCGCCCGGCUGGCCGCACUCUGCCCGAAUGCUGUGCUUCAAAAACUCGAUCAAUUCGUAGAACCACUUAGAGCUACCUGUACGCUAAAAGUGAAGGCCAAUUCGGUGAAACAGGAGUACGAAAAGCAGGAUGAAUUGAAACGAUCUGCGCUACGCGCAGUGGCUGCUCUGCUACAAAUACCCAAGGCUGAUAAAAAUAUAUACUUGGCAGAGUUUUUAAUUCUGAUCCGCAGUUCAUCCGAGCUACAGCCACUUCUCGAAUCGGUCCAAAAGGACUCGUCCGGACAGACUAAUAACAAUAUCGAUGGGCGUGAUUCUUCCAUGGAUCAGAGCUAGGUGGAAAGGACAAAGAAACGCAAGGUGGAUGGUGAACAUAAGUAGUCAGGAUUAAGUGUAACUCACUGUUUGCUGCAUGUUGGUCGCUUACCGUUUCCUUAUCCUGUUUGUUCGUUUUCCCUUCGCCAUCCUUUCCUUGGUGGUAUUAAGCGAUACUGCAGUGGGGUGUUUUUAGAUGAUCCCGGACCCGGAUCCUCUGUAAAUCUUUAAUACAAACUACGAUCAUCCAACAACAUGUUAGGUGCUUGCAUUAAUUUUGAUCAUUUUGUCGUUUACUAUGGAACAGCGCUAAUUAGCCUAAACAAUUUGUCCUUUUUUACCAGCGUUUUGGUAAGGUACCGUGAUGAUGGUGUAUCGGAAUGGCUACAAGGUGUCGCCAUAAACGUCUUCUUCAUUUCAUUCGCGGAUAAGGUGUGAUAAAUUAAUAUCACGUUUCGCAAUGGAUUCUUAUAACUUGUGCUUGAUUUACUUCCAAUAUGUCUUUUAUCAUCAGUAGUUGAACUUUGUCAUUGUUCCGAUUUUUAUUUUAUUCUUAAGGUCAUACAUAUCUCUUUGAAAUCGAUGAAAUUAAAACUUCCAAAUAAGAAAUGGCGAAGCUUCAAGAUCUUUAAUUUACCAUCAUUAUUCAGUGCAUGAAUCGGAAAUGUUGUUUCGAACGUUUGCUGAUACAUGAUUUUCUGUUACACCGGUACCCUGAACGAGGUUUGCACUAGCUAACGGAUAAGCGUUAGACUAAGCAUCUUAUGGAUGGUAUAUCCGCAAUGUCCAUACAAUCAUCGUAGACAUGCACAAUUCAAUAGUAGAACAAACAAUUAAACAAAUAAGUCACCGAUCAACAUUAAUGCAGCGCCCUAAUAUACGGUAAAGUAAAACGAUUUAGAGGAUAAGGUUCAUGAAAUAUGCAAAAUUUCCGACGGUGGCAUACAUAUACGUAUUCGUACAGGGAAGGAGCUGUCUGAUACCUUUAAAAUAUGCAAGAAUUAGUUUGCUGUUUGCACCAUGUCAAAAGUGAGGCUUUUUAUUUCAAGAAUCGCAAUAGGAUCGGAUGAGAAAGAAUAAUAAGAUAAAACAUUUACAAACCGACACAACUGCGACCUUUCAUAUAUUGUUGCUUUGAAAUCUUAUUUUACUUUUUUUCUUAUGUAAAAUGACAAAAAUAUACGUACGUCUGUGCUACGCUUAUUAAAACGUUUCGAAAUGUCGGGUGCUGCGAAUUGAACGAACUGUAACAUUACAAAUUAAUCGUCUGUCCCAUAUCCCGCCUUGCUGUGGAAGUGUUGUGGUACAGAUCAGACUAUACGAAGACUCGAUCAUUUCCGGUUGAUACUGGAACAAAUUACUGGCAAGAAAAAUGGAAAAAAGAAUACAUUGAUUGCAACAUUAUGAAUAAAUGAACAUCAUUAAUUGACAGCAAAAA